ACACACAUAGUGUUUACUUUAAAAUGUAUCAUACAAUUCGUAGAUGCAUAUUACGAUCAAGCUUCAAAGUAUUAUUUAGCAAUAGAAAAUUUCGACAAAUACGUUUGAAACGAUCAAAAUAAUGGCAAAUUAUUUUGAAAGUGCGAGGAUAAUGAAGGAACGUGAAAAAUUUCUCACAACGGGUUGCUUGAAAUUUGAUGCACUGCUUCAAGGUGGUAUCACUACACGCGGGAUUACACAAAUUUACGGGGCGGCUAGCACGGGGAAAACUCAAUUGGCUUUACAACUAUGCUUGACCGUACAAUUACCCGUAGCAGAGGGUGGUUUUGCUGCUGGCGCUGUAUACAUUUGUACCGAAUGUGUUUUUCCAUCAAGACGGUUACAGCAAUUGAUAAAAAAAUUAGAACCCGCUAAGAAACAUGGAAUAAACGGUGACUUAAUAUUUGUGGAACAUGUUUCAUCUAUUAAUGAAUUGGAAAUAUGUUUGCUUCAUAGAAUUCCGAUAUUAAUGUCCGUAUACAAGAUAGGAUUGAUAGUUGUAGAUUCAAUCGCUGCUCCGUACAGAGUAGAGGAUUGGAACGACGAGUCUAACAAUAGGGCAAAGAGUUUAAGAACAAUUGGGCGUCAACUACAUAAAUUAUGCGGAAACGAAGUGUGUGUAGUUUGUAUCAAUCAGGUAACAGCAACUGUUCAUAACAGUGUGCUUAACGAUAAUUCGAGCGAGCGACCAUCGUUGGGAACAACAUGGCUGAGCAUGAUAACCAACUCCAUACAGUUUUAUAGGAUAGAUUCUCUGAGAUACGCUUGUGUAAAAUUGUCAUCAAAUCUGCCAGAAAUAAUUAUUCCGUUUGAAGUACAAGGAUCUGGUGUGAAAGCGAUAGAGCAAAUAAUACAAAAUAAAUUUAAAAACAAUUAG
Colletes gigas is the source of this 916-nucleotide messenger RNA. Its product is annotated as DNA repair protein XRCC3-like. Gene Ontology annotation, cellular component: Rad51C-XRCC3 complex; replication fork. The coding region runs from base 122 to 916 and encodes 264 amino acids. Gene Ontology annotation, biological process: resolution of mitotic recombination intermediates; telomere maintenance via recombination; t-circle formation. The record is from RefSeq and is a predicted model, not a curated record. Lineage: Eukaryota; Metazoa; Arthropoda; Insecta; Hymenoptera; Colletidae. The transcript has 5 exons. Gene Ontology annotation, molecular function: ATP-dependent DNA damage sensor activity; ATP binding; four-way junction DNA binding.